GUGAAUCUGACUGUGCGCGCGUCACGACCCUGUGAUGAGGAGGUGCACGCGCACAUCAGUCGAUGAGAAAGAGCGAUUGUGAAUGUGACUUCAGUCUGAAAUCAACAAGAGCCGGAGCAGGUCACUCAGAGGACUUAAAGGGAUAUAUUUAGUGUCAUUUUAACACUCCUUGGUUUUAACAUGACGGUUGUACAUCUGUGCUUAUUCGCGGGCUUUUGGAGAGCUAUGCACGCAAUCCAUCCUGACUGCGCUAUAAUCUCUCAGCUUAUACAAGAUCAAGAGACCUGCAUCCAGACUAGGAAAAGAGAGAUCAAGAACCACUCUCAACAGACAGGCUGUGGGACGGAUUGGGAUGGGAUUCGCUGCUGGCACACAGCCAACACUGGACAGCUCAUAAAUGUGUCCUGCUCUGAUGUCUUUCAGCACAUCUCCAACACUCAAGGUUUUAUUUACAGGAACUGCAUGUCUAAUGGCUGGACGGACCCGUAUCCGCCGUAUGAGGAAGCCUGUGCUUUUGAGGAUGAUUCAGAGUCUGGGACUGUGACAACCUACUUAUCGACUUUAAAACAGCUUUACACCGCAGGAUACGCAACAUCGCUAAUAUCACUCAUAACUGCAGUCAUCAUAUUCACAUGCUUCAGGAAGUUCCACUGCACCAGAAACUACAUCCACAUCAAUCUGUUUGUGUCCUUCAUCCUGCGGGCCAGUGCGGUUUUCAUUAAAGACACUGUUUUAUUCUCAGACGAAACGCAAGAUCACUGUUUAAUGUCCACGGUGUUGUGCAAAAGCGCUGUGACUUUUUUCCAGUUCUGCAUCCUCACCAAUUACUUCUGGCUGCUGGUGGAAGGGCUUUACCUGCAGACGCUGCUCGCGCUCACCUUCGUCUCGCAGAGGAAAUACUUCUGGUGGUACAUUCUCAUCGGAUGGGGUGUCCCAUCAGUUGUACUUGUCGUGUGGGUUUUGACCAGACAGUUCUAUGAUAACAGAGGAUGUUGGGACGACACAGAUAAUAUGAACAUCUGGUGGAUCAUUAAAGGACCGAUCACCGCUUCACUGUUUGCUAAUAUCAUCAUCUUCCUGAAUGUGAUUCGCAUAUUGGUUCAGAAAUUGAAAAGUCCUGGAGUCGGGGGCAAUGAUACGGGUCACUUCAUGAGACUGGCCAAGUCCACACUGUUUCUGAUUCCUCUGUUCGGGAUGCACUACACUCUGUUCGCCUUCCUGCCAGAAAACACUGGAGAAAUAAUCCGCUUUUACAUCGAGCUCGGCCUGGGCUCCUUCCAGGGCUUUGUGGUGGCACUUCUGUACUGUUUCCUAAAUGGAGAAGUCCAGGCUGAGCUAAAGCGCAGGUUAUGGACGUGGCAAACACAAACACACCUGAGCCCGUGUAAAAAGCGUCGUGUCACUGUAACUCAGAUCAUGAUGCAUGAGAGCGCGCAUCCGCACAGUGACGUCUGUAAUGGACACAUCACGGCGGUAUAAACACGCCACUGGAUUAUAAGACAGUAUUAUAAAAUCUUUAAAAACUUUGAGCUUGAUGACGACUGGCGUUCUGGAGUGUCAAAGAUGUUCGAAACAGAGGAAAUGACAGUGAUCAAAGUAUGUUGCAUAUGGAAGUAUGCAGUUGCAGACAUUGAGAAGUGCAGUUCAUUUGAUUGGCGAAGGCCUGAUUGACAUUUGAAACGGCUGAUUGUAUUUUUGAUUGUGGGAAAUAAGAAUGAUUUUAAAAUAUAUAU
Molecule: messenger RNA, 1733 nt
Organism: Danio rerio (zebrafish)
Lineage: Eukaryota; Metazoa; Chordata; Actinopteri; Cypriniformes; Danionidae
Gene: ghrhra
Product: growth hormone releasing hormone receptor a
Biological process (GO): cell surface receptor signaling pathway; G protein-coupled receptor signaling pathway
Cellular component (GO): membrane; plasma membrane
Molecular function (GO): transmembrane signaling receptor activity; G protein-coupled receptor activity
Source: RefSeq, marked provisional